AUGAGCGUUCGCGAGGAUGAAGAUCGACAUAAGAACUGCCCAAGCCGUAAUCUUGGCCUUGGUGUGGCUGUAGCGGCUAUAGGAGUCGGGGUUGGGGCCGCUUUGUACUACUUCAUGAAUAAACGGCAAGAGAAUCCAAAUACCGCGGGAUCAACCACACGAGACUGGACUUGCGAGCCUGAUCAUACCUUCAGUAAUGAAUCACAGUUACGCAGGGACGAAGCUUUAGUGCUCCAUCUGCUUCGAAGUGAUCCUCCGCGACCAGGAGGUGAUGAGCCUCCCCUGCACCCACCACUUCCACACAAAGUGCAUCUUGCCCUGGCUUCAGGAGCAGCAAACGUGUCCCAACUGCCGGAAAUCAGUCGAUUAAUGAACUUCGCGUUAACUCACAGGAGGCUUAAGGGCUUGGCAGGACCAGUGUCCAUAUCAUCUUUUAUAGAAAAAUUUGAC
Brenthis ino (lesser marbled fritillary) is the source of this 450-nucleotide messenger RNA. Lineage: Eukaryota; Metazoa; Arthropoda; Insecta; Lepidoptera; Nymphalidae. The record is from the annotation of a GenBank genome assembly.